GUGAGGAAACUGAGGCCCAGAGGAGUUAAGUGACUUGUCCAAGGUCACACGGGCGGUACCCCAAUGUUCACCCAGAAGCGAUGAACCCAUCUGCUCUGAGCUAAAGAUCUGGUCCCUUGCUAGGCCCCUUCCUUGCCCCCUCUGCUCGGCAGGAUGAGGGCCUGGAAGGCUGUGGCCAUCACAGUGGCCUUCAUGAGUGUGGACGUGAGCAUCACUACAGUGCUCUAUGCCUUCAGUCAUCGAGACCGGGGCAUGUUGCAGGAUCUGAGAGACUUCAACAUCUUCAACUCGGUGCUGGACCUCUGGGCUGCCUGCCUGUACCGGAGCUGCCUGCUUCUGGGGGCCACCAUUGGCGUGGCCAAGAACAGCGCCUUGGGCCCUCGGCGGCUUGGGGCCUCCUGGACCUUCAUCACCCUGGUGUGCCUCUUCGUGGGCAUUUACACCAUGGUGAAAAUGCUCCUCUUCUCUGAGGUACGCAAGCCCAUCCGGGACCCCUGGUUCUGGGGCCUCUUUGUCUGGACCUAUGCCUCCAUCGGGGCCACGUUCUUCCUCUGGUGGCUGCUGUCCACUGUGCGUCCGGGCCACAGGGCACUGGAGCCAGGGGCACCAAGCGAGGGCGUGGGCUACCCAACAGAGGGGCAGCCAAAGGAGGAGGAGGCAUCGGGGGCCACGCUGCAGAAACUGCUGUCCUACACUAAGCCUGACCUGGCCUUCUUGGUGGUUGCCUCCUUUUUCUUGGUGGUGGCAGCUCUUGGAGAAACAUUCCUUCCCUACUACACCGGCCGGGCCAUCGAUGGCAUUGUCAUCCAGAAGAGCAUGGACCAGUUCUCCACAGCCGUGGUCAUCAUGUGCCUCCUUGCUCUUGGCAGCUCAUUUGCCGCAGGUCUUCGGGGCGGCAUUUUUACACUCGUCUUUGCCAGACUCAACAUCCGCCUCCGUAACUGCCUCUUCCGCUCCCUGGUGUCACAGGAGACGAGCUUCUUUGAUGAGAACCGGACAGGGGACCUCAUCUCCCGCUUAACCUCGGACACCACCAUGGUCAGCGAUCUCGUCUCCCAGAACAUCAACAUCUUUCUCCGAAACACAGUCAAGGUCACCGGUGUCGUUGUCUUCAUGUUCAGCCUCUCGUGGCAGCUCUCCCUGGUCACCUUCAUGGGCUUCCCCAUCAUCAUGAUGGUGUCAGAUAUCUACGGCAAGUACUACAAGCGGCUUUCCAAAGAGGUCCAGAAUGCCCUGGCCAGGGCUAGCAAUACAGCCGAGGAGACCAUCAGUGCUAUGAAGACAGUCAGGAGCUUUGCCAAUGAGGACGAGGAGGCUGAGGUGUACUCCCGGAAGCUGCAGCAGGUGUACAAGCUGAACAGGAAGGAAGCCAUGGCCUAUACGUACUAUGUGUGGGGUAGUGGGCUCACCCUGCUGGUGGUACAGGUCAGCAUCCUCUACUACGGGGGCCACCUUGUCAUUUCGGGCCAGAUGACCAGCGGGAACCUCAUCUCUUUCAUCAUCUAUGAGUUUGUUCUGGGAGAUUGCAUGGAGUCGGUCGGCUCUGUCUACAGUGGCUUGAUGCAGGGGGUAGGAGCAGCCGAGAAGGUGUUUGAGUUCAUUGACCGGCAGCCAACCAUGUUGUAUGAUGGGACCCUGGCCCCUGAUCACCUGGAGGGCCGAGUGGACUUUGAGAAUGUCACCUUUACCUACCACACCCGUCCUCACACCCAAGUCCUGCAGAAUGUGUCCUUCACCCUCUCCCCGGGGAAGGUGACUGCCCUCGUGGGCCCCUCAGGGAGUGGGAAGAGCUCCUGCGUCAACAUUCUGGAGAACUUUUACCCCCUGGAGGAGGGUCGGGUGCUGCUGGAUGGGAAGCCCAUCAGCUCCUAUGACCACAAGUACCUACACAGAGUGAUCUCCCUGGUGAGUCAGGAGCCCGUUCUGUUUGCUCGCUCCAUCACAGACAAUAUCUCCUACGGGCUGCCCACGGUGCCCUUUGAGAUGGUGGUAGACGCGGCCCAGAAGGCCAACGCUCAUGAUUUCAUCAUGGAGCUGCAGGAUGGCUAUAACACAGAGACUGGAGAAAAGGGGGCCCAGCUGUCUGGUGGUCAAAAGCAGCGAGUGGCCAUGGCCAGAGCCUUGGUCCGGAACCCACCUGUGCUCAUCCUGGACGAGGCCACCAGUGCCCUGGAUGCAGAAAGCGAAUACAUGAUCCAGCAGGCAAUCCACGGCAACCUCCAGAAGCACACAGUCCUGAUCAUUGCCCACCGCCUGAGCACCGUGGAGAAGGCCCACAGCAUCAUUGUGCUGGACAAGGGGCGCGUGGUACAGCAGGGGACUCACAAGCAGCUGCUGGCCCAGGACGGCCUCUACGCCAAGUUGGUUCAGAGGCAGAUCCUGGGACUGGAAACGGGCACAGAAGAUGACAGUGGGGGUGGCGGGGGCAGCCGGCAGGAGAUGAUGCGUUUCCCCUCCAGCCACAAGGAGCCCCCGGAUGGGCAUGGCGAGGUGCACAAGGCAUGAGGCCCUCUUCCCUCUACCCCCAUCCCCUGCCCCAGGAUGGGAGCGGAGGCUGCAGUGCCCAAGCUGGCAGAAGCCCCCGAGGGAGGCCCAGGGCAGCCCAACCCAGAACCUGCUGGGACCUGGGGCCCAUCUUACUUGAAGGCAGAGGCUCAAGACCACUCCCUAGAGGGCAAGGCCUGUUUACUAGUUGAGCACAUUACUGCUUCAUGCUCCCCUCCCCGCCUCAGGACCAUCCCCACCUCCUCCCUCCUGGCACCUCUAGGCUGGGCUCCCAGCAGAAGCUGGAGGUGUGCCCACCUUUACCAGGCAGUGCCAUCUCACCCCCAUGGUCUUCUCUCCAGCCCUGCCUGAGUCACAGGGUCAUUGGAGGAGGAAGCAGUACUCGUAGGACUCCCUGGUGCCCAUCCAGCACUGCACUGGCAGGGGCCUCUGCCUAGGCAACUUGGGAGGAGCAGAGAUUUCCCUGGGUUUUUAAUCCUUGGGUCCAGCUGAGUAUAGCCCCCUGCAGCUUUUGGUUGUUCUUAAAAAAAAUCAUUUCUCCAUUAAAUAGCCAGGAAAGACUCUGGGUAGGCCCAUAAGAAAUUCCCCAAACCUCUAUUAUCCCUGGGAGCCGAGAGUGACUCAUCCUCCCCACUGGAAAACAGGCCAGUGGUAGCUGUGAAGGGUUGGCAUCUGCCACCGUCCCUGCCCUCACCCACCCCCUGCCCUGGCAUGGGAGAGGAGACCACGGAGUCCCAGGGAAGAGCGUCUCCUUUAUUCCAGAGGCCUCAGGGUGGGAGGGCCAGCCCUGCUCCCUUUAUCCCCUUGCCCCCUGCCUGUUGAAUUAAGGAGAGGAGGGUGGGAGGAGGUGGGCCACAGGGCCAGGCCAGGCUGGAGUAAGGGGGAAUUCCUCAGUGUCUUCCUCCCUUCCAUGCUGCUGAAGCCAAGCCAGUCUCACUGUGAACCACGAUGAACCUUAACCCUGGGGAGUGAGGGGCCACAGGGCAGACCAUGGCACUGCCUUGAGGUGGCUGGCACCCAUCUCCAGCACUUUAGGCCCCCGGACCCUGCCAGCUGGCAGCCUCUCCUUCUCUGCCCUCUGCUGUUUGCGGGGCUUUUGAUUGCGAUGUUCCGUUCUCACUGUUUGUAGGGUUGCUGGGAGGGUCAGGGGAGGCUGAGCCUGGUUCCGGGCUUUUUCCAAACCCUUGGAGGAGCUCUCCUCUCAAUAAAGUACUACCUCUGUCCCUCCAGCCAC
Molecule: messenger RNA, 3739 nt
Organism: Trichosurus vulpecula (common brushtail)
Lineage: Eukaryota; Metazoa; Chordata; Mammalia; Diprotodontia; Phalangeridae
Gene: ABCB9
Product: ATP binding cassette subfamily B member 9
Exons: 12
Coding region: 154-2505 (783 amino acids)
Biological process (GO): transmembrane transport; peptide transport
Cellular component (GO): lysosomal membrane
Molecular function (GO): ATP hydrolysis activity; ATP binding; ABC-type oligopeptide transporter activity
Source: RefSeq, a predicted model, not a curated record